Messenger RNA from Arachis stenosperma, 1167 nucleotides. RefSeq names its product protein LOL1. The transcript is spliced from 6 exons. The record is from RefSeq and is a predicted model, not a curated record. NCBI's taxonomy places the organism in Eukaryota, Viridiplantae, Streptophyta, Magnoliopsida, Fabales, Fabaceae. The coding region runs from base 452 to 898 and encodes 148 amino acids.
GAGUUCUUUUUUUUUUUCUUCUUCUUUCACUUACCUAUGGCCAUUGCCCAUUAGUACUACCUUAACGUUUAUUAAAUUAAUUUAAUGAUUGUUUUUCCCCAAGUGACAUCCUUUCUUGGGCCCUUUUCAUUUAUAAGUGUAUGUGUCUCUCUCUCCACCUUAUCUAGAGCAAGCUGUGAAGGCAAGUUUGCAUAUUCGCCCCCACUUUCACAUUAUUCAACCAAAAAAGUCUCAUUUUUUUCUGGUGAGAGGGCCUAGCUUAGGUAGUACUUCCUUCUCUUUAAUUAGCUCCAUGCAUGGUUGAAGGCCUCCACUCUUAUUCUUCUUCUGCUUCUGUGCUGCUGCUGCUAAUUGGAGCUGUGAAAAUGGGAGAAAGAGGGAGCUUUAUGCUCUGAUUAGAGUUCUAAAAAAGAAGAAAAAAAAAUACAUAUUGUUUGAGAGUUUUGUUAUAAUGCCACCAGUUCCACUUGCUCCCUACCCAACACCCUCGGUUCCAUAUACUACGCCUCCAUCAAAUGGUGCACAGAGUCAACUUGUGUGUUCCGGUUGCAGAAACCUACUGAUGUAUCCAGUUGGAGCCACGUCAGUGUGUUGUGCAGUUUGCAAUGCAGUGACAGCAGUGCCACCACCUGGCACAGAAAUGGCCCAGUUAAUUUGUGGAGGAUGUCACACUUUACUGAUGUACAUCCGCGGAGCGACAAGUGUACAAUGCUCUUGUUGCCACACCGUCAAUCUAGCACUGGAAGCAAAUCAAGUGGCGCAUGUUAAUUGUGGCAACUGUAGGAUGUUGCUGAUGUACCAAUAUGGAGCAAGAUCCGUGAAAUGUGCGGUCUGCAGUUUUGUAACCUCUGUUGGGGACUCAUCAACAAGCACCACAGAGCAGAAAUUCAGCACUUGAUAACAAAGUACAAGCUCUAAAAACCUUGGUUUUGCUAUUGACAUAUAUAUAUAAACACCAUAUUACAUAUGAUAUAUUAUAAUAUAUCACCCUUGAGAGAAUAACAAGAGCAUAAAAGACGAGUAAGAUGGAGGAGAUUCUCUUCACAUGUAUAGAGCUAUUUUUCCCUCGAGUGAUUUGAUUAAAUAGUUUUGGUAUUAUUAUUGGGGUGUAAGGAUAAACUAUUUAUCAUUAUAUGUUUUUCCUGCUUCUGGGUGCUUUUGAAGAAA